GGAAAAGAAUACUGAAAGGACCUCAGUAUACAACUGUAUGGAACUGUGAAGCUGUAAUACACUCUGCUGGAGUGGUGGAAGAAAUCUGCUUCAUCUAAUUCAAUCCUAAUUCAGUCCUGCUAAUCUGCUAAUACUGUAGAUUGAAAGAUUUUUUGCUGUUGCCAGGAUACCCUGUAAUGGGCAAGGAGCCUGAGAGAAUACAAAUCGUUCUGGUUUUUUAACUUUUAAAAAACUUUUGUGUUUAACAGGGAACAUGUUUUAAAGUGUUUUGGUUUUGUGCCAGGAGGUGUAUCUGCUGCCCAGCCUCCAAUUCUUUGGAAGAGUUUCAAAGCAAAUGUGUUCAUGAACUGACAUAUAUUAGGACCUGGGCUCCUGUUGAAAAGUGAUGGAAUAUUCUCUGGCCGGCACCUGACAUGUUGAGGGAGCACCCCCUAAAAGAGCUUGCCUGGGAGACAGUUUGUGAAAUAACGCAGUGACAUGUUUGCAGUAACCAGCAUGUUUUGGAAAUUUGAUCUCCAUUCGUCAUCCCACAUAGAUACACUUCUAGAGCGAGAAGAUGUAACACUGAGGGAGUUGAUGGAUGAAGAGGAUGUUCUGCAAGAGUGCAAGGCUCAGAAUCGCAAACUUAUAGAGUUUCUGCUGAAGUCAGAAUGUUUGGAAGACUUAGUUUCAUUUAUUAUUGAAGAGCCACCUCAAGACAUGGAUGAAAAAAUUCGAUAUAAAUAUCCAAACAUAUCGUGUGAGCUGCUUACAUCAGAUGUCUCACAGAUCAAUGAUAGGCUGGGAGAAGAAGAAUCCUUACUUAUGAAACUGUACAGCUUCCUCUUAAAUGAAUCUCCUCUAAAUCCUUUACUGGCCAGUUUCUUCAGCAAGGUGCUAAGUAUUCUUAUAAGCAGAAAACCAGAACAGAUUGUGGAUUUUUUGAAGAGGAAACAUGAUUUUGUAGACCUCAUUAUUAAGCACAUAGGGACCUCUGCUAUCAUGGACUUGUUGCUCAGGCUACUGACUUGCAUAGAACCUCCACAGCCCCGGCAGGAAGUGUUAAAUUGGCUAAAUGAGGAGAGAAUUAUUCAGCGGCUUGUGGAAAUUGUACAUCCGUCUCAAGAUGAAGAUAGACAUUCAAAUGCAUCACAGUCACUCUGUGAAAUUAUCCGUCUAAGCAGAGACCAGAUGUUACAAGUACAGAACAGUUCAGAACCAGAUCCACUGCUUGCAAGUCUAGAAAAGCAAGAAAUCAUAGAGCAGCUGUUGUCUAAUAUUUUUCAUAAAGAAAAAAAUGAAUCUGCAAUAGUCAGUGCAAUCCAAAUACUAUUGACCUUACUUGAGACAAGACGACAGACAUUUGAAGGCCAUAUAGAGAUCUGUCCUCCAGGCAUGAGCAAUUCAACAUAUUCUGUCAACAAAAGUGUGUUAGAAGCCAUAAAAGCACGACUUUCAUCCUUUCAUGAGCUCCUACUUGAGCCUCCAAAAAAAAGUGUCAUGAAGACAACCUGGGGUGUAUUGGAUCCACCUGUGGGAAACACACGUUUAAAUGUUAUUAGAUUAAUAUCUAGCCUUUUACAGACUAAUACAAGCAGUGUGAAUCAGGAACUUAUAGAGCUUAACAGCAUAGGAGUAAUACUGGACAUGUUCUUUAAGUAUACAUGGAAUAACUUUUUGCAUACUCAAGUAGAAAUCUGUAUUGCAUUGAUUCUUGCAAGUCCUCUUGAAAGCACAGAAAAUGGCACAAUUACAGAUCAGGAUUCUACUGGGGAGAAUCUCUUACUGAAACAUCUCUUCCUUAAGUGCCAAUUAAUAGAACGAAUACUUGAAGCAUGGGAGAUGAAUGAGAAGAAACAGGCUGAAGGAGGAAGACGGCAUGGCUAUAUGGGUCAUCUGACAAGGAUAGCAAACUGUAUUGUUCAUAGCACAGAUAAGGGGCCAAACAGCACACUAGUCCAACAGCUCAUUAAAGAGCUUCCAGAGGAGGUCAGAGAGCGAUGGGAGACAUUCUGCACAAGCUCUUUAGGAGAAACUAACAAGAGGAAUACAGUGGACUUGGUUACUACCUGCCACAUUCAUUCUUCCAGUGAUGAUGAGAUUGACUUUAAAGAAACUGGCUUCUCACAGGAUUCUUCUUUGCAGCAGGCCUUUUCUGAUUAUCAGAUGCAACAAAUGACGUCCAAUUUUAUUGACCAGUUUGGCUUCAACGAUGAGAAGUUUGCUGAUCAAGAUGACAUCGGCAAUGUUUCUUUUGAUCGGGUCUCAGACAUCAACUUUACCCUCAAUACGAAUGAAAGUGGCAAUAUAGCCUUGUUUGAGGCGUGCUGUAAGGAGCGGAUACAGCAGUUUGAUGAUGGUGGCUCUGAUGAAGAAGACAUUUGGGAAGAAAAACAUAUUGCAUUUACACCAGAGUCACAGAGGCGUUCCAGUUCGGGCAGUACGGACAGUGAAGAAAGUACAGAUUCUGAAGAAGAGGAUGGAACAAAACAAGACUUGUUUGAAUCGCACACCAGUACAGAGGACAAAAUGGAAGUAGACUUAACUGAACCACCAAACUGGUCAGCUAACUUUGAUGUACCCAUGGAGACUGCACAUGGUGCCAAUCUGGAUUCUGUUGGGUCUGAUGUAUGGAGUACAGAAGAACCUAUGCCAGCAAAAGAAACUGGCUGGGCUUCCUUUUCAGAGUUCACAUCCUCUUUGAGCUCAAAAGAUUCCUUAAGAAGUAAUUCUCCGGUGGAAAUGGAAACAAACACAGACCCAAUUGAUCCCUUAAGUGCAAAUGUAACUGCUCUUGCAACACAGCUAGAGACCCCAGGAAGUGUUGCUAUGGAAGCCAGCUCAGAUGGAGAGGAUGAUGUAGAAAAUGCAGACAAGGUAACUGAAACAGUAAUGAAUGGCAGCAUGAAGGAGACACUGAGCCUUACUGUAGAUGCUAAAACUGAAACAGCUGUUUUCAAAAGUGAGGAAGGAAAAUUGUCUACCUCACAGGAUGCUUCGUGUAAAUAUGUAGUAGAAGAGAAUGCAGAGGUUGCAGAAGAGGCUCCUUCAGCUCUGCAGCCUACUAACAGCAGUCCAGAACAGAGGACUGAUCAAGCCAGCCAUUUAGGAGAGGCAUCUGUUAAUGGCCCAGUAUGAUAUGUGGUGUCUACUACCUUGGCUGAAGAAAAUGAACUGAUAUCCAGGUGUUUGAGUGUUUCUUGAGGAUUUCAUCUAGACCCUGUUGAAGCCAGUCACUGCUGCACUAAUUUCGCAAGGGAUCAGGACCAGCAACAUUUAUAUUCUAGAUUUUAAGACAUUGUACAGAAAUUCAUAAGUGUAAAAAAUAUUGCACAUUGAGAAAUACCAAUAAUUUUUGCGUAUGUUUAUAUUGUAUUGUUCUAAAUAAUGGGUGGCCUGUGAAAUAAGAUCCUGCUGCCCGUGUAAUGAUGACAGUAGUGUUACUAUAGUUCAAAUGGCUGUAAGAAUAGUUUUAUAAAAAAGUGAAUACACAAAUCUAAUGUAUUUGAGACAUAACUAUUUGAUGAUUAGUGUGACCAAAGUAUUUAGCAGUUUUCAUACAUUUUUUUUUCACCUUGUAAAAAGAAACAAAAAAAAAAAUUAAUUCAUGUUUCUUCUGAAACUGAAAUGCCCUAUAAAUGUUAUUUUGGUUGUUUUAGCUUAAAAAGUGAUUUAAAUAAGAAUUUUUUGGUGUUCAACAUUUUACAACAGGUUUUUUAAUUGGUAAUUGUUUUCUGUAUUGUUUAAAACAGAUCAAAAAUGUAAGUCUAUUGGUAGAGAUUUUAAGUAUUUAUUGCUACAACUUAGUUGACAAAUUGAUGUUACUGUAAAGCCAUAUGUUCUGUUAAGUCUUGUUUGCUUGAAACAAAACCUUCCAGGUGAAACACUAGAAUAUUUGAAGUGCACAUGGCUUGUUGUGUUUAAGUGAUUCACCUGCCUUUUAACCCAUUCACCAAGAUUUAGUUUAAUACCAAGCAUUAUACAAUGGGACAUUUCAGAACAAUCUGCGUAUUUAAAACGCUAUAAUCCUUUUAGACAAGUCGAGUAAAUGAAAUGCCCGUGCUGCUAAUGUAAUUACAGUACAUGCAUUUUAAAAGUAUAUAGUGUUUUUAAUACAAAUUUUGGCAGCAGAGCAUGUUAAUUGUUACUUUCACUGUACUGAUCUGUGUGAGGCUUUCAUUUGUAUGUUCUAAACCAGUUUUUUCACAGCUGGUUUGUGUAUAUAUAUAUAGUGAUUAUGGAAACUAAUUCUGUGUAAUUUAUAAUUUUCUAUGUCAGUGUAAAAUUCCAACAGCCUUCUCAAACAAACAGAAGCAAUAUACUGUAUAUUGCCACACUGUCUGGUGAAAGGGUUAAAGUACUUCACCUCCUGCACUUUUAGAUGCAAAUCCAUUUUUGUUUCUGUAAUAGUUACAUGCAUUUAUUUUUUACAUCAUUUGUUUUCCUGACCAGUAUUUAAAGCCAAAAGGAUACUCUAAACAAUGGCCAAUGAUUUAUUUUAGAAGGCAUCCCAAGCAACGUGCCUAAACAUUACAUUGCAUACAGAAAUAAAUAAAAAAACCACACACCUGUAUAAUGGCAUCGCCCUUAUUGCUUCCUCUCUUGCAUUUUGUGCAGAAAAUUUCAGUGGCACUCUUCAUUGUAAAUUGUUACGAACUGAUCAGUUGUAUGAAAAUGGAGGGAAAACCCCACAGUAUCACACGGGUAACUAUGGUUGCCCUUUUAUUUGUACUUUAUAAAUGAUGGAAUCAAGUCAGUUUAAGUUGUUUCUUCAGUUCAGAAUUACUUCCAGAUCAGCUUGACCAAAAAUGUUUUGUAUGGUAGCUUUACGGGUGGCAGCUGUCCUUUUAUCCCUUUCUCAUCUGUUACCAAGCAAGCAGCUUUAGAAACAAACCCACUCAUUUUAACACAUGAAUUGCAAUCCAAGUAGAAAUCCCAAAUACAGGAAAGCAGUGUGGUGGCUUACAUAACUUUGACGCUUUAUAAGGAAUAAAACUUUUGGCCGAAAGGUGGAGCUAUUUGUCCCUUGCUAACAAGUUAAAUUAACUAGCUAGGUAGCCAUGGAAAGUGAAGGAGAUAGCGGUGGCCUGUUAGUUGAAACUGUGUUUCAGCCCUAUUGCCUG
Messenger RNA from Egretta garzetta (little egret), 5102 nucleotides. It is a transcript of the gene PPP6R3, whose product is annotated as protein phosphatase 6 regulatory subunit 3. NCBI's taxonomy places the organism in Eukaryota, Metazoa, Chordata, Aves, Pelecaniformes, Ardeidae. Gene Ontology annotation, molecular function: protein phosphatase binding; protein phosphatase regulator activity. Bases 478 to 3117 code for a protein of 879 amino acids. The record is from RefSeq and is a predicted model, not a curated record. Gene Ontology annotation, cellular component: cytosol; nucleus. The transcript has 26 exons.